Messenger RNA from Abrus precatorius (Indian licorice), 2896 nucleotides. RefSeq names its product cysteine-rich receptor-like protein kinase 10. Gene Ontology annotation, biological process: protein phosphorylation. The record is from RefSeq and is a predicted model, not a curated record. Gene Ontology annotation, molecular function: protein kinase activity; ATP binding. The coding region runs from base 51 to 2786 and encodes 911 amino acids. Lineage: Eukaryota; Viridiplantae; Streptophyta; Magnoliopsida; Fabales; Fabaceae. The transcript has 7 exons.
AUACUGAUGUCGAAGACCUACAAAUCCGUUGUCCCUUGACAAGUCCAUCCAUGGCGUCCUGGAAGCUUGUGUACCUCUUUACCCUUGUCGGCUUCAUCAACUUCGUAGCCACUAAAGCACAGGACUAUGACAACGGUGGUGGCUGGUUCUCCUCCUGUUCAAACUCCACAACCACCCCAGACAGAGCCUUCCAAGCGAACGUGAGGACCCUCCUCUCUUAUUUAAUUUCCAACGCAACCGCUAACAAGCAAUUCUACAACACCACAGUCACUGGCAGAAACCACUCUGACUCAGUCUAUGGAAUGUUCAUGUGUUGGGAUGACCUCCCCCCACCGCUCUGUGGCCAGUGCGUCGCAAACGCAACCCAAAGAUUAUUCUCAGACUCAUAUCUAGAUUGUUCCUCGUACAAAACUGGAUGGAUUGAGAACGAUGCCUGCAUGAUUCGCUUUUCCAACCGCUCUUUCUUCUCCACCGUUGACAUGGAUUCAUCUUCCAGUUGGUGCAUCUCUUUCAACGUGACCAACGAAAUGAAUUUGUUAUCCAAAACCAUAAACGAAUCGGCAGAUGAGGCAGCCAAUUCUAUUGGUGCCAAGAAAUACGCCACGAAACAAGCAAGGAUAUAUGGAUUUCAUACCCUUUAUUUGGAAGCUCAGUGCACGCCCGAUCUGUCCCCCCAAGAUUGCAGAAAGUGUCUAAAUGCUACCCUAGUGAAUGGUCAACGGCAAUGUAACGCAGGCUUAGCGAGGUUCUUUUAUCCAAGUUGUAAAUUGAGGUAUGACGUGUACCCUUUCUAUCGCCCCACCACCACUCCGCCCCCGACGGGACUCGUUCCCUUCACUGAUUAUUCCAAUACAUACUCACCACAUCCUGUUUAUCUUUCUCACAAUUGUUCCAACAACGAAACCAUCACCACCACAGACACAGCUUUUCUACUCAAUCUCAGAACCCUCCUUUCUUCUCUGUCUUCCAACGCCACUGCCAAAACCGGUUUCUUCAAGACCACCGUCCACACGCUCACUGGCCUCUUCAUGUGCCGCGGGGAUCUUUCCUCUACGCUCUGUCAGCUAUGUAUCCAAACCGCAACCCAACGAAUAUCCUCAGAAUGCCCCUUCUCCAAAGAGGCUAUCGUUUGGUUCGAUCACUGUUUGCUUCGCUAUUCCAAUCGCUCUUCUCUCUCCACGGUGGACACCACUCCCACUUAUCGCCACUUCAAUAUCCACAAUACUUCCAACCCCAACCUGCUGCAAAGCUUAUUCACAUGGACUUUGGCGAAUACUUUAUCUGAAUUGGAGAUCCAGACAGGGGACAGUACUGUUAAGAAUUAUGGAACAAGAUCAGUCAAAUUGAAUGAUCACCAAACCCUCUAUACUCUUGCUCAAUGCACGCCAGAUCUAUCUAAUGUCGAUUGCCGCACCUGUCUAGACAACAUUUUCAGAAGCGAAAUUGCAUGGUGUUGUCUGGCGAGUCCAGAGGGGGAAGUACUGAAUCCUAGCUGCUAUAUGAUGUUUGGAUUGUCCCAAUUUUACAGAGUCGGUGACCAAUUAGUUGAGGUUAACACGCUAGCUACUCCUCCAACAACCACCGCAGAAAACGAAAAAGUUGGCUCACAAACAAUUAUCUUCAUUGUUGUCGCUAUCGUUGUCUCGGCGGCAUUCCUUUCCUUUUGCUGCUAUUUGCGAAGGAGAAAUGCAAGAAAAAGUAAUUAUAAGAAUCUUCUCAGAAAAAACUUUGGUCAGGAAAGUACCACUUUAGAAGGGUUGCAAUUUGAUUUGACUAUAAUUAAAGCAGCAACAAAUAAUUUUUUGCGAGAAAAUAAGAUCGGCAAAGGUGGAUUUGGAGAAGUUUACAAGGGUAUUCUUUACGAUGGACGACAUGUAGCUGUCAAGAGACUUUCAACAAGUUCUAAACAAGGCUCAGUGGAGUUUAAGAAUGAAAUUUUGUUGAUAGCAAAGCUACAACAUAAAAAUCUUGUGACAUUUAUAGGAUUUUGCUUAGAAGAGCAAGAAAAGAUUCUUGUUUAUGAAUACAUGCCAAAUGGGAGCCUUGAUUACCUUUUAUUUGGCACUCGACAAAACAAGUUAAGUUGGCUUGAGCGUUAUAAAAUUAUAAGAGGAACUGCUCUGGGACUUCUUUAUUUACAUGAAUAUUCACGACUUAAAAUUAUUCAUCGUGAUCUUAAACCUAGCAAUGUUCUUUUAGAUGAAAAUAUGAACCCUAAAAUAUCAGAUUUUGGCAUGGCUAAAAUUGUUGAAAUGGAUCAAGAUUAUGGAAAUACCAAAAGGAUUGUUGGAACAUAUGGUUAUAUGUCGCCAGAAUAUGCAAUGCUCGGACAAUUUUCUGAAAAAUCAGAUGUUUUUAGUUUUGGUGUCAUGAUUCUUGAAAUUAUUAGUGGAAAAAAGAAUUUAAAUUCGUAUGAAUCAAACAAUAUUGUUGAAGGUCUCACGGGUUAUGUUUGGAGACAAUGGAAAGAUCAAACUCCAUUAAGCAUCUUAGACUCAAACAUUGAAGAAAGUUAUUCACAAAUGGAAGUUCUUAAAUGCAUACACGUUGGUUUACUAUGUGUUCAAGAAAAUCCGAAUGUUAGACCUACAGUGGCAACAGUUAUUUCAUAUCUUAACAGUCAUUUACUUGAAUUGCCAUCUCCACAAGAACCUGCUUUUUUCUUACACAGACCUAGAAUUGAUAAAGAAAUAAUUACUCAAGAGUCAACUUCCAGUCAAGCUCCCAAUGGUUCCACGCUAUUCUCUAUUAAUGAAAUGUCCACAAGUAAAUUUUAUCCUCGAUAAAUAAUUAAUUCUUCAUUUAUGUUGGUAAUGUAUAAUAAAUUUUAUGUGACAUUUAAGAUGUUAGAGAUUGAGUUAUAAGUUUAUUUAUGAUGUAUUUAUUCAAUAUUUUC